Messenger RNA from Spea bombifrons (plains spadefoot toad), 1783 nucleotides. Its product is annotated as E3 ubiquitin/ISG15 ligase TRIM25-like. The record is from RefSeq and is a predicted model, not a curated record. The transcript has a single exon. Gene Ontology annotation, molecular function: zinc ion binding; protein binding. The coding region runs from base 18 to 1655 and encodes 545 amino acids. NCBI's taxonomy places the organism in Eukaryota, Metazoa, Chordata, Amphibia, Anura, Pelobatidae.
UGCUCCUGUGUUCAGUGAUGGCGUCCGCUGGUCUGAGAGAGGAGCUGACCUGCUCCGUCUGCCUGAGCGUUUACACCGAUCCCGUAACCCUGACAUGCGGACACAGCUUCUGCCGGGUCUGUAUUGGGAACGCGCUGGACACCCAGGAAGGAUCUGGAGUUAAUUCGUGUCCUGAGUGCAGAGCAGAGUUUCAGGAACGUCUUGUGAUGGAGAAGACCAGGAAGCUCUGUAACAUAAUAGAGACUUUCCUAUCUACUCACCCAGCGCAGGAGGACGUUGGGGUCUCCUGUACUUACUGUGACUCUCCUGUACCUGCUGCUAAAACCUGUCUGCUGUGUGAAGCUUCUCUGUGCGAGAAACACUUACAGAAACACAGCAAGUCCCCGGAACAUGUCCUAACGGAACCCACCGCUUCACUGGAGAGCAGAAAAUGCUCCGUCCACCGGGAGAUCCUGAAAUAUUACUGCACCGAGGAUGCUGUCUGUAUCUUUGUGUACUGCAGGGUGGUCGGAGAGCACAGGGGACACCAGGUGGAGACUCUGAAUGAAGCCUCUGAGAAGAAGAAGGAGGAACUGAGAAAACUUCUCCAGAAACUGACCUCAACGCGAGAGGAGACAGAGAAACGAGUCCAGAGUCUGCAGGAGUGCAGGACAGAAGUGCAAGAAAAAGCAGCUGCAGUAACAGAGCGAGUCGCGGCCCUGAUUAGAGACAUCAGGGAACAGCUGGAAGCUCUAGAGAAGAGAGUCCUGAGUGAGAUCUCCCGGCAGGAAGAGCAGGUCUUACUCCGAGUCUCAGAUCUAAUCCAGCAGCUGGAAAUAAAGAAGGAGGGACUGUCCAGGAACAUACAAGACAUCGAGGAGCUGUGCAACAUGACUGACCCAAUAACUGUCUUACAGGAACUGGAAUCAGACAGAACUGACUUUCGUGAUCCUGAGGAGGGAGAUAUUGAGAGUGAUGAGGAUGAAGAGGAUACUGAGGAGGAAGAUAUUGAGAGUGAUGAGGAUGAAGAGGAUACCGAGGACAGAGACAUUGAUGAUCUGGAUGAGGGUCUGAUCUCAGUGAUUUUACACACAGGUUUAGCUGGUAUUGUGACCGCUGCAAAGAGACGUCUCGAUGCUCCUCAGGCUUCAGACAUAUUACUGGAUGUAAACACGGCUGGUAAUCGUGUAGAUGUAUCAGGUGACUUCAAAACUGUAUCCUGGUCAGAAAUAAACCAGAGUCACCCAGAAACACCAGAGAGAUUUCAGGAUUGUGCUCAGGUUUUAAGCACCAGGAGCCUCUCCUCAGGGAGACAUUACUGGGAAGUGGAGGGCAGUAAAUCAGGGGAAUGGGUUGUCGGGAUGGCCUAUCCCAGUACAGACAGGAGUGGAGAUCAGUCAGUGAUUGGAUAUAAUAAGAAGUCCUGGGGUUUGUGGAGGUGGUUGGAUGAUCAGUAUUUAGUGAGACAUGACAGUAAAGUAAUCCGGUUAUCUCACCGCCCGUCCUGUCAGAGGUUGGGGAUAUUCCUGGACUAUGAGGCCGGGCGGCUGUCCUUUUAUGAGCUGUGUGACCCGGUCAGACACUUACACACCUUCACUGCCACCUUCACUGAGCCGCUUCACGCUGCGAUCUGGGUAGAGGAUAACUCCUGGGUGAGGAUCCGGAGCUGGGAUUAAUGAUCGCUGUGUAACUGAUCUGCCUGGUAACCAGUGACAGCUCAGAGAAGGGAAAUCUGAUUGGUUACAAAGCAACUUAAUAACCCCUUCUGCACCAGAGCUAUUUAACUCCCCAUCUUAAAAUCUAU